Drosophila rhopaloa is the source of this 5465-nucleotide messenger RNA. RefSeq lists its product as uncharacterized. The record is from RefSeq and is a predicted model, not a curated record. Lineage: Eukaryota; Metazoa; Arthropoda; Insecta; Diptera; Drosophilidae. The coding region runs from base 355 to 4749 and encodes 1464 amino acids. The transcript has 13 exons.
ACGCUUUUGGUUAUUAAUAAUAACAGCAAACAUGACGCGACUCUCUUGACUGGAAGUGUAGUUAUAGCAAAAAAUAGUAAAACAAAAAAAAACUGAUCGCAUAAUUCAAGGUCGCCCAUGUGAAGUAAUAAAGAAAAUCAACAGGUGGAAGUGAAGUGAAAUUCGCAGUGCUAAAGUGUCAAAUCAAGUGCCCCAAAAAAUACAACGAGCACUUGAGAAUUUCUAUUUAAUUACGCCCGACACGGGCACAAACAUAUGUGCUCACCGAUAAGAUAAGCCAAAGUCUAGAUAGAAGGGCAAAUACAUAAGUAAGAAGAGGACCUUACCACAAAACUCCUCUUUACGUAAGAUGCCAUGGGCAAGUGUGUCUCCCGGCAGUCGCCUCCGCUCCACGAACUCGUGUCCCCAGCCGCGGAGCAUCAUCAAUCUGUAUUGACAAUCGCACUGUCGCACGAAGAUUUGGCCCAGGCCCACAAAAUCUGGCAACAGUUGACAGGGAGUAAUGAAUACAUAGCAGCAGGCAGCACAUCAUCCCGGCAGGAGGAACCCUUUUAUUACACCAUAAGCCGACGGAAACAACCGGAGCAGGCCGUGUUGCACAUCGAAUCCCUUUACAAUGAUGCCCCAACGGAACCACUGACAUCAGCCAGCGAACCGGAGUACUCCACUUGCCAGGAAUUCCUGCUGCACGAACUGCUGCUGCAGGCCAUCGAAAGCGCCGAGGAGCAGACAUCCACCAACCACAUCCUGAACCAAGCCAGAAUCAGGCCAGCACCUCAAUUACCAGUCGGGAACAACGGCUGGCUGGCGGGCCAGGCGGAGAGCAAGAAGCAGGGCAGCAAGUCGAGUCGCCGCCACCACAAUGGCAACGGAAAUAGUAAUGGCAACCCCUCGGAGGUGCUGGAGCAAACGGUGCACACCAAAGGCACCGCCAUGUCCUUUGGCUUCCGCAAAAAGCUCAAUGGGACGCCCAAGAAGUUCAAGAAACUCCUGGAAGGCGGCGACAAAAACGCAACAUGCACAGACACAAAGGACGACAAUGGGAAUGCAGCUGCUGCUCCCGUUCACUUUGAGAAAGUAGGCGCCGCCGCUGCCCAGAAGAAUGGCACUUUGGUGGCAGGUGCGGCCGGGGCACGUUUCGGCUAUCGUGGGGCGGUGCCACGCCCCGCUUCCGCGGGCUUAACUGCGCCCAGCGAGGAAUCCGAAUCGGAAUCGACGGCCAAUGCCCAGAACAACAACAAUAACAACAGUCGCGGAGCGGGAAGCGGUCCGGUGUUGGUGAGCAAUUUGAAACGCCGCUCCAAGAGCGCACACGCCGGACGAUCCGGCGAUGGUGAGCCCAAAAUAGCCCAGCCCAAGACGCUGACGUUCAACCUGAACCAGAACACCACCAUCGAGUACCAGCGGCGGCAGUUCUUCGGCGAGAUAGCGGACGAAACGUUGGGUUCGGCAUCGGGAUCCGAAUCUGGGUCGGGAUCGAGAGCAACGCAGCCGCGCUAUAACUACAGCAAUCUGGCCAGCAUGCACGCCAAUGUCAUAGUUCGCCCCACACCGCGACCCACUCCGGCCAGCUUUGCCAAGUUCACUUUGCAGACAGUGAGCCUGCCCAGGCCGGAGUACCCGGUGGCCAUCAGUCUGACGGCCACGACACCGACCACGCCCAGCAGCAGUGUCCAGUCGCCGGUGCCCGCCCACUCCACGGGAGCUCGGGCCAAGGACAUCUCCACUAGUUCACGGCAGCAUCCCUUGACCUCAGUGCAUGUCCAGCCACAAACACGACAUCUUGACCAGAAGAGCGUGAAGCAGCUGACGAAUAACUCCACGCGUCGAGGAUUCUCCGGCAGUCGGGAGAUUAGUGCGGAUUCGGGGAUAGCCAGCAUGGACAUGGCGCUGGACAGCAGUUCGGGCAGCUCGGUGGGUUCCAAGAGGAGUCGCAGCAGGCCCAGGAACCUCAAGAUGGUGAUGAGUGGACGGCACACUUUCGAGGUGCGCGAUGCCGAUGAUCCGCCCUCCAGUGAGUCCAACUCCUUUGUGGAACCACUGGCACUUCCGAAACUACCCACUGAUGGGAGUCAGAGUAUUCCCCUACCACUACUGGGCUUGGUGCGAUCCAAUACGGUGUUGAGUCGGGAGAGUUACGAACGACGUCAGGCGGAAACACCGGGAUCCCAUGAUCAGCAGGAUCAGGAAGCGGAAAAACCCAAGACAAGUGGCUCCGAUGAGAGCGAGAGUGUGGACGAGGAGAAGCUUUACUUGGACUCGUCCACCUCCGAGAAGAGUGCCAAACACCAGAGCCAAUCCUCGGUGGCCUCCACUUGGCGUCUGCAGGCGGGCGAAUCCCUGGCCGCCCAGGAUUGCAGCAGCAUGAGCAUGAGCAUCAGUAGCGAUAUCCAGGCACCGGAGAAUCCCAGAGAUAUUGACAAGGAGGAGGACAUGUCCUUGGGUCUGGACGAGAUGAGUCUGGUCAACACCGACAUGCAGUUUAGCACAAUAUCUUCGAUGACGGAAACUCCACCCAAACUGGGCCAGGAGACCCUGCUCAAUCUUCAUCUGGUGGACAAUCGUGAGGCGGGCACCUCUCGUCCCCGCUCCUUUAACAAUGCCCUCAACGAAUCCAAGUUUGCCGAGUUGGCUCUGGCCAGUAGUAGUUGCCUCCUGUUGGAUGAUGAGACUUCACCCACUGACAGUUUGGUUAGCAGCACCGAGGAUUCCGAGGAGGCGGGUGGCAAGCUGCAGAAGCACAAGUUGAACGAGGAGCGGCAGCAGAAGGACAUUGAUGACAUAGAUUUGGAUGAUAUUUCCCCGGUUCUCGAACUGGAUUUGGAUCCUCCGGGCAGCCGAAGUCCCAUUUCACCUGGCACCCCCACUCACGCCUCACAUUCCCUUUCGUUGGGUUCGGAUUGCGGAAAUCUAAUAGAUGAUGAGAUCGCCGAUCAGCCAGCUUUGCUGUGUAACAGUGAAGCCCACGAGGUGGCCACGGAUACACCCACUUUGAUGGAAACGCUCACCCACACCCAAACAGGAUCGCUGCGAUCCUUGAAGAGCCAGUCGAAGGCUCGCACCGCUUUGCAACAGGCCAUCGAGUUGAGUUUAAGGACUCCGGCGGCGGUGCGAAAGGCAGUGAUGGAUCGGGCUGAAUCUCUGGAUACUCUAUCGCCCUGCGAGUCCAUCUGCUCCGACGACCUGAUGAUGGAUUUCGAUAUGAACAGCAGUGUGGACUCCAUUGAUCACAUGGCAAAUGCCACGGGACGCAGUCGCAGUGGCUCCGAUCUUCACAGGAUUGGCACUAGAGGUCAGGAUAUGGAUCCCAUGCAGGCGGAGACCGAGGCGGAACUCCUUUCGGAGUUGGAGCGCAAGGGCAGCGAUGUGAUGAAGGAGCUCAAUACACUAUUGCGAGGAAGGAGGCAGCGCGGAGGUCCAAGGGAGAGAAUUAGCGCCCAGCUGCCCGCCCGUGCCACCAGAUUGCUGAACCGGUCGCGUCUCCAGGAUCAACAGCUCACCGGAAACGAUUCGGAUAACAGUUUAAGGUCCACCCACAGCGGUGGAGCUUCGGCGGCCGUUGCCGCCCGGAAGAGAAGCACGGCCAACUCCAGGACAUCGUCCGGCUCCACGGCCAGUCUGCCCCGCCAGCGGCACCUGCAGCAGCAGCACCUGGGAUUGGGCGGCGGAGCUGGUGGAGGAGCAACUGCAUCAUCUGGUCACAGGUGCGGCGGCGAGCUGCACAGCUCCUCGGACGAUCUGAUGUUGUAUGACAAGUCCUUCCGCAAUGCCAUGAUCCAGGAUGUGCUGCAGUUCAAGAAGCAGCUGCUCCGACUGCGACGCAUACUCCAGGAGGAGCCAGAUUUUGAUUUCAAGCGGACGGAAACGCUCAAUCCAUUCGAGAACGACAACGUCCAGCUGUUCGCCGCCUGCGGAUUGGAUAGCAAGCAGCUGAAUGACAUCGAUCUGGCCAGCCUCACCUCGUCCACGACGGAGGACCCGCUCCAGGAACUAUCGGAUCUACGUAGACAGGUGGUUUACCUUCAGGGUCAAGUGGACGAUCGUGAUCGCACCAUCCGCCUGCAGCGCGAUCUCAUCGAGCAACUAGAGGCCGAGAAGCGGCAGAAGGCGUCUACCAAUGGCGGUGGGGAUCCGGGCAAGGAGCUCAUCAGCAUGGCCACCCAAACGGAGCGGACACGACCACUUGCCAUUGGUGCGGAGGGUUUGUCCAGAAGUAAGCCCGAAUAUACCAGUUAUACCACGCACUUUCCGACGCUCCACUUGCACGAUUCCACGCUGGCAGCCACCACGAUAAUCCGCCACCACCAGAGCAACCACAAUCAGCAGCAGCAGCAGGAGAAAUCCUGUCCAGGUCUCAGCCAGACCCGCCGGCACACGAUAAUCUCCACCACGCUGACCAACUAUAAUCAGCAGCUGGCGGCCGCUUUUCCGGAUACCCCAAGACGCUCCUCCAUCGGAUGGGAUACGCCGACUUCGAUGACCACGCCCAAUGGCAACGCCUACAAGCCAGUGAGGAUUACGCUGAUCGGUGAGGCGCUGCCCUUGCAAAAUAAGUCAUCAACCGGAUCGCUAUCAUCGUCAUCGUCAUCGUCCUCCUCAUCUUCAACAUCUUCGCUAACCCAAAAUCCAAACGUGGUCAAAAUGCGAUAUCCCAAUGGCUGUCAGAGUGUUAAGAACGGGUCAAGUGCGCAUUAUCAGCCGUUGUACAACAGCAACAAGAUGACAAACCCAACCGUAACUAUAGUCUGAUUUAGAAACCAGUUUUCAGUUUUGAAUCCAUCUAAUUUGCCUACGCAAGUCUUCUGGGAAAAACGCUCUAAAAACAGAAUCAAUAAUUGUGAAAAAUAGACCUAGUACAAGAUCUUAAUUAAUGUUAGCGUCUUACGUAUAUUUGCAUCUUAGCCAAGAGCUCUUGAAAAGCAGUUUAGUAAAAUAUUUGCUUGUAAGGAAUGUACUUUAAAUAUCUCCAUACAUGUAUAUCCAUUGCUUCAAUAUAAAAUUAAAAUAAAUUUAACCGUCUUUUUUCUGGCUUAGUUUUGGCUUCCAGAUGAUAUUUUAUUAGCCAGAUAUAUAAUAUCGCCAAUCUGAGCAUUUUCAAGAGCCUCCAAACGAAAUACCCAUAAGCACCAAAUCUAUAAAGUGUGCAUUGAAUGGUAUAUACUCCUUUAUAUGUAAAAUCUAUAAUAGAUCAUAGAAUAUUUUUGAUUGUUACUUGUUUUCGCCUAAGUUUUAGUCUAAGUUAGUGAGUUUUUCUUGGUUUAGUUUUCCUGAAAUUUUGUAUAAUAUGAGCUAUGAUAAAUGUCUAAGCCACUCGCUGAAUGAGGAAUCAAUAAUGGCAAAACAUAAUAUUUUUUCUCCAAGAGCACAAUAAUCGUCAAGUAAAUAACCAAUAUUAUAUAACUUAUACUGUAUGUAAACCACUAUUAAAGAGUUAUAGAAAGUACCUAUCAAUAGAGAAAGAUAAA